Molecule: messenger RNA, 9433 nt
Organism: Hyaloscypha bicolor E
Lineage: Eukaryota; Fungi; Ascomycota; Leotiomycetes; Helotiales; Hyaloscyphaceae
Exons: 10
Coding region: 70-9306 (3078 amino acids)
Biological process (GO): replication fork processing; double-strand break repair via homologous recombination
Cellular component (GO): nucleus; Cul8-RING ubiquitin ligase complex
Molecular function (GO): ATP hydrolysis activity; ATP binding
Source: RefSeq, a predicted model, not a curated record
ACGGCUUUGACACAACUUCGGGACGUCGCAUAUCGGUCCAGCUUAUAUCUAGCAUGCUAUUCGGAAUUCAUGGCGGAUUGGAAGGAGAAAGGGGUGGUCCCAGACUCGGACGAUGAAGACGCCCUCGAUAGCCAGAGCACCGCCUGUGACCACCAACCACCUAACGAAGAACAAAAGAAUGAUGUUCCCAUCAUUGAAAAUGAUUCGGAGACCCACGAUAUCGGGGGAAAAGAAGAAACAGGGUGUUCGGAACAGGAAGAUUUGGAGAAUUCCAAUUCAGCUACCCCUGCCGCUCCUGACGAACUCUCUGAACAAUCUCUCUCUGCACCAGUCCCUACUUCCGAUCCCAAAAACUCUUCAAAGACGCAUGUUGAGGGACAUGAUAGAAUCCCAUCUUCCUCUCCAAACUCUCCGAAAGUCUUUAAGGUUCCUAAGAUGUUUUGGGAACUCGCGGAGGAGGAUUUCCCAGGGAAGGAAGAGAGGUCCAUUCCUAAACCAGGCAGUGGGAAAUCAGCCGACGACGACGAGAUAUCCAGAAGUUAUGUGCAGAUCACCUCGCCAACAUCAAGCAUCCUUACCUCUCUUCCUGCAAGUCAGGUAAGCCUGCCCAAAAAUGCUCCGCUCGGUCACAGAGGAUCGACUCCACUUCAAGGCGGAACUCAAGCAGCAAUUUCAUCUGCCAACUCUAUCGAAGAAAACGUUCAUGUCCCGGGAGCAAUGACUUAUGAGGGACGUUCUCUGCGGCAGAGGAAUCCUAUUCAACUCCACCCUUACAUUGUGGAGCAGGAAAAGUACCGCCAGACGUUGAAAGCACGGGGCAUUGCACCAAUGAGAAUUGCCCUUUCCCAGGAUGAAUCGCAUCGCAAGUCUCGUCAAACUGCUUCACCGGAACUCGAUUCGCAAGAGAAAGACUCACAAGAUGCCACUGAAACGGGAGAUAGCCAGCCGAUGGAUUUCGAUUGGGACCCGCUACUUUCGUCAUCUCCCCUGAGGCCAGCUGAGAACGGCGCCGCGGCCAGUGCAGAGGGCAACGAGCAUACCGCGACAGAUAAUGAUGAGGGAGAUGACGAAGAUGAGGAAUUUCCCGACAUUGAUGAGUUACUUUCAACUCGGCUACCCUUGCUACACCCAAACGGACCCAGACGUCGAAUCAAAUCCUACUUGACCAAGCAAAAAGUCCAAGUGUUGUCCAGGGCUCAAAACGAACGCAAGGGGAAUCUGGUUCGUAAGGGUCCUUCGAGCAGCGUCUUCGGCGUCCCCGCCUCGCCACCUGCAACGAGUUCUCCAUUUCCAAUGACCUCGCAUGGGUCCGCAUCCUCCAGGUCUCACGCAAAGUCGAGAUCCUUGAAAGAGUCAACUCAGACCAUCUCAGCUCAGACCAAUAUCAAUACAGACAAACUUGCAGACCUCCCAACGCCAGCAACAAGCGCUGCAAAGCCAAUUCCAGUACUAGUGGACUCAGAUUCCGAAGACGAACUCGCUGGCGAGCAAAGGGCCACUUCUUCGGAUGAAUCAAUCCAGAUCCGGAAAGUGAGCAAAAAGAUUCGAGGUGUUUUACCUGCUUCACAUCUUCGGUUAGAUUAUCAGCAAAUAAAGCCUCAAGCUUCAGGCCGGGGUCAUCGAGACGGUUUCAGUGUUUCGCCAGUCAGGACAGAACCUCGCCGUGGUGUCGCUCUUCCUAGGGCUUAUGGGCCUUUGCAAAGUCCGUUAGCCUCAACCGGGCCUGGAUUUGAUUUCCUUUCGAGUGAUUCUGACCAGGAUGAGGAGGGAAAUAGAGAGGGGGGCUUCAUUUUUGAGGACAAUCCUUCGUCGCCGUUGGACAGCCUAUUCAGCAAAUCUCGCCUGGGAUUCGCGGAGGAGGAUGAUCGAAUUGAUGCCAUGCUGCCACCCCGCAAACGACAGUCAACGAGCUCCAAGACUCGUCAGCGCAAAAGGAGCCGUGUUGGAUCCAGCACACUAUUUCAAGCGAUAAACAAGCCAUCUACCCAUCAGCCAAAAAUCACCGAACACCUUCACCGCACUCAACAGUCUGGGUCUCGGUCCAAAAGCUCCAAAAGAGCAAAGAAAUCGGUAUUAGCUCUUGGCAGUCAGAAUGACGAUAGAUUAAGCCUCCCAAGAGAACCCCCGCCUCCAAGACUGAGUAUCCUUGAUGUUUUCGAUGUCCAUAGGAAAGUCGCUCAGAGUGCACCUCAGUUUAUCAGGAUUGCUGCUCGUACUUCUCGCUCUAAAGUAGGGCAGGGCAGGCAAAGCCCUUCCAGAAAGUUCAUCCGGUUGGCAAAUCGUGAGGAUACACAUGAUGCGCAGUCGGUAUUAGAGGACUGGAGAGAAGGAAGGAUUGUAUCGAAGACCCCAGACAGCCUUGCCCCACCCUCUGACCAAGUCUCGGUGCGUUCUUUAAAGGAAAUUGAGAACAACAGACAGACAACAUUCCAACCUCCAAUUUUCAAAUUGAAGCAACAUCCACGGAUCUCAAACACCGGAGGUGUGGGUAUCCGACGCAAACUCGUCAUUUCGAGAGGCAAGCAACGAUCAAUGAAUGCUUUUGUUACCAGAGCACAAGGAACCACUCAAGAUCCAAAUAUAUUUCCGAGACAAGAACGCGCGAUCUCAGAGGGGCUGCGAAAGGGAAAGCCUCGAUACGUGCCUCCUGCCGGACGCUUUGCCCAGCUUGAGUCAUCGGAAAUACGAAAUACUCUCCAGCAUUCAGCCAGUGCGUUCAGGUCCACAAAGAAGACCCUCGAUGCCCUUUAUAGGAUCUCUCGGAAGCAGCCCGUUCCCCAAGCCAAUCUCCAGCUCAGUCGCUUCCUUGCAGAUGAAGAUGUGGUCCGUCCUUCCGUGGAACUAAGGAAAGCAGUUGGCGAUACGAAGCCUGGUGUGGGUGUGACAUCUCAGAAAUCCAGGGAUAUUAAGCGCAACAGGUCAAGGCGCAAGAAGAGAUUACCACAGCGGCUGGAUGCAGGCGCAGCGGUCUAUCGACAGCCUAGUGACCCUUUGAUCUUGGAGUUUCUCGUGCCAGCGACCGAGCGUGAAAAUAAAAUCGUUGAGGGUCGUAAGCUGUUAGGUUUGGCUAAGUUUGGGACAACUUAUCCGCUUCAUUUUGAUGUCUUCCCAUUGCAGCCUGGUGUGUUCUUCCAUGAGAAUACAUUCAUCGGGAGUGGGCGUCUGUCUAAGGCCCUGCAGAGGGCUGGAGAUAUUUACCCUCGAAGCAUCCGCUCACAAAUAUCUUUUGUGCUUGCUGGUAAAACCUUCACCUGGUGCCAAUGGAACGAAGACGUGUCGUCCGAGAUAGGCUUGUGUUUCGACUGGCUUGUGGACCAGCUGGCAUCCAAGAGUCCGCCUCCGUCGUCUCCUUCCACAGUAGAUGCUGCUCACGUCACCAGUUCUAUCCUGGAAUAUGUGCACCACCAUCUCAGCUUUGAUAGUACUGAUGAUGUGAAGAAUUUUUUGUGUCGGAUGAUUGAAAUAUUGCAAGAUGCUUUCUCCCGCCUUGAGAGUGCUGGAGACGAUUUCAACCAUUCAGAGAUCAGAGCUUGGAUCGAAGUCGCGUCUAUGUUCAUGUUAAUUCUGUUGGAGCUUCUUCGAAUUGCUCGUUCUCGGAAUGAGGACUCUGUGGCUUACCAGCUAGAGGAUUUGAUGAAGAGGAGCGCUACGCGAUGUGUCAGGGAUCUUCUGUCCCAGAACGUAGAUCGUGUUCGUAACUUGUAUGAUGACCUGCAAUACCUUUCGUUCAGGGAAGGCGGCAUAAAGAGUAACGAGUAUAUAGUUCAAGGGUGGGUGAUUGUCAUGAAGGUCCUGGAGGCGGCACAAAUCUCAAGGGGAUCUUUUUGGGAUGUUGUCAAUCCGCAAAUGGUCACUACCAAUAUGAAGAACGUCAGUGAUGCUCGAAUGAUGGAGAAGCUUUGGUACUCGAUGUUUUCUCUUCUUCCUCUAUGCGAAUUCGAUGAAUUUGGAGUGGUUAUCGAGGGCCGCAGACAAAAGGUGUCAUUCGACAACUGGUCUUUACCACAACAACUGUUAAAGAGGGUCUUUGCGCUCUACCACGCCGACUCGAGGCAAUCUCCUGGCUUUAAUGAUUACUGCCAGGGUAUUGUCAGUCGCUGUCAUUAUCUGAUGGUCGAAUGGGGCUGGUGGAACUGCAGUGGAGUGAUCGGUACCUUGUUCGACUUCUUUGGUUCUCACAAUCUCGCCCAUCUCCGUAACGAGGAGGCGUACGCAUCGCCACGCUUCUUGCAAGAACUCAACACUGAACCUAAAUUAACGCUUGAAGCUGAGGACCGCUGCUUUCACAUAUUCCUCAAAAUCGUUGCUCUUGCAAUCAGGCACUUUGAACAGGUCGGUGACGGCAAGAGUAUUCGAAAUCUGGUUGCUCGCUUGCUGCCAAACCACAACAGACAAUACCCCAAAGAGGAGUCCAUCCAUCAACGAGAUUUGGCUUCCUUGCGCAACCAUCACGACCUUCUUUGCACUCUCUACUGGGCAGCGCCACCACAACAUCGACUAUCGCCUACGCUAAUUCAGGAGCUUGUUGUUGCUGAUAAUUCACACAAAGAGGCGUGUCUAAUCAACCUCAGGGCCUGGGAGCAGCUCGCAAGCUUUGUCCUAACACAUGACACUAAGCAGGAGACAUACCAGCCCUUGAAGUCGUGGUAUCGAGACUUCUUCAGCAAACUGGUUGAACAAUAUUUGCGAGUCGAGAGCGAAAUUCGAGACCAAGCCCGCGCGCUACAAGGGACGAACGAGCAAGCACCACAGGAAAAGCAGCUACAAGAAGUAAUUAUGACGAACAGAGAGACUCUGAAGGUCACGCUAUGCACGUUCGUAAAGGGCAUCACUUGUCGAAUCGAAGGAGCCCAUUAUCCCACAGGUUGGAUGAACGCAUUUGAAACAUUGCCUCUGGAGAAGGCGUUGGCUCUCCUUAAGGUUGAUACACACAGCAGAUCGUCUCAUGCCUUACUCCACGCCUGCGUUGAAGUCGUCAACUCGUACAUAGAUCAAGUCGACGUGCGAGCUCUGUUGACUCAAGACGAAGAUGGUAUCAGCCCGACAACCGAUGAAGCAGUGGCCUUUCUCGAGAAAAGUUUAUUGCUUCCAUUUCGUUCGUUGGUAAAUCAUUAUCUAGAUGCCACGUUGCCCUUGUCCGUUCACAACAACAUCUAUUUCGCCAACGAACUAUACGAAGAGUUGAUUGCUUGUUGGGCCCGUUUCGUAGCGCUCGUGACAGAUAAAUGGGAACAACAGGGCUACAGUUAUUCUCUGAUUGAUAACGGAUUUGUCGGAAACGGACCAAAUGCAGUCUUUAAGAAUCGAUCUACGAAUGGCUCAGAGGCUCGUUACUGGCCAUAUUUUCUUACGAAACUUCUCGAGUACAAGAAAACGGAUGUAGUCAAAUUAUACGGCCUCAAUCGAAUCUUCAACUUUGAAGUAGAGUGGCUCCUGAAUCUUAGUGGUCCUAAGCCAUCGUUCGAAUCCGAAUUCACACAUCAACUUCAGAAGAGAGGCUUUUCUUUGAGCACAGAAAUCUCGCGCAAAUGGGCCCCCUCUCAAAAGCUUCGCGGUGCGAUUGGCACUAUGGGGCGGGACAUGCAAGAAAUGACGAAAGAGAUGACAUACAAAAGUGCUAAACAGAAAGCCAUGUAUAAUUUCCUGCUGGUUGAAGUUAUGAAGAACAUGCAAAAGCAUCUCGAGGCAAUGGAUCCCCCCACUGGAUCAAAUUACGAAGUCUAUCUCAAAAUCGUGCAGGCCGUGGCUGCGACGAUCAGACGUCACGGUACAGACAUAUGCCAACUGUCGCGCUUCUUCCUGGUUCCUUCCCGCCAUUAUCGACCCCCCGAAGGCGAUCCCGAGUUUUAUACACAGGGCAUUCUCAAAUAUUGCAGUCACUUCGGUCUCCGACUCAAACAGACUUCCUUUGAGCUUUUCUAUUACCUUCUUGGCGGCUGGAAGAAAGCCUUGGUUUCUGGAGAGGCGAAAAUGCACGAACACAGAAGACAUAUCAAGAGAGCCAUGAAAGAGACUGACUUCAUGCUCUUUCUCCUGAACGAUUUCGUCCCAGCUAUCAUCCAAACGGGCUUCAGGCAUCUAUGGAGUCGAGCGAACAUGAUGUAUGCGGCAUAUCUUCCCCGCUUGGCCGAUAAAAUUGGAGACUACCUCAAUGGCGACAAAGCUCUCGCUCAACCCAUUUUCGAAAAAGUGAUGAACCUACUUCGAAUCAUCAUGAAUUGUUUGCUAGCCAGGUACGAACAUACGGUGCAGCUGAGGUUCCCAUUUCCAAAGGCAGAAGAGAGAACCGUCAGAAGUAUGGCUUGCCUCUUCUGGCUGGAGGUCACUCCUCACCUCGAAAACUAUGUGCGAAGAGUCAGCAAGGAAGAGUCCUUGCAGGAACUGAACCAGCCAUACCUUCGCUACCUGGAGCGCAUGGACGACCGUUUGGAUCCCCCACAUGACCGAAACUUUCAUCGCUCGGCAGUAGCGUAUCGAAUACCCGAUGGCACACCUGUGCCUACCAAUACGGAGAAUGCAUCGCCACAGAGCUCGGAGCUGGAUGAGUCGAAAGCGGAUGAGGAGACGACUGAAACUACAGAAAAUUCGGCAGAGGCAGACAACGCUCCCGCUCCCAUAAGAAGGAAUGGCAAGACUGUCUCUGGCCGAGCCAGAGGAAAUCGCUCUAGACAGCCGGAAGGAGUGCCACCUUUUAUUCUUCCGGAAUCGUUCUUGGAGAGCAAUGUCAUGCUAGCUGGAGAUUUGGUGAAAGAAUCACUCGCAAUAGUGAAGGGCAAAGAAGCCAUAUCCGGAGCCGAUGACCCAGAGCUUAAGAUUUCUGUUGAGACAGAGAAUCAGUCUGCCGAGGAACUGGAUAGUGGAUCAAGUCCUACUCCUAAGUAUGGCAUAAAUUCCGACAUUUAUACAGAAAUCUGUGCCACGCUGCGGGCUGGUCUGGCUCUACGGCCCCCAAAGAACUCGAACUCAAAUCUAAUACCUAGACCCAUCACGGUAUUACAGUGUCCAAUUGAUGGCGGAAGUUCUUACCUGGACGCCAUCGUCGAAAAGGUAUCAGAACAAUUGGGUGCAGAUCUUAUUCGUCUCGACUCGCAAGAUCUUGCACAACUUGUUGGGCCAUAUUUAGAUGAGAAUAUUGCUUGGAAUUUGACCGGAAGCUCUCUCCUCGGGUAUGAAGCGCAUAGACAAGCGGGUAAACUUGAAGAAUACGAUAGCAGCAAGGAAGCACAAGAGAUGGAUGCCGAGGAAGCAGAGGGGGAGGAGGAUGCAGCCCCAGGAUUCGUGAGGUCGGCAAAGGCUGGAGAGUCGAGCAAGCGCAUAAUGUCAGCCAUCUUCACUGCGUUACAACCCAAUUCCUUACGCUCAAACCGCCCGAAGAUGUACGGCCCGUUCAGCGUCUCGAAUCCAAACGCUCUAUUAGAAGGCACUCUUUUUGAUAACAGCAAAGAUUCCCCGCAAGGAAAAGCAACAAGUCCUGUUGGUUUCCAAACAGACGGGUGGGACAAUUUGAAGAUUGCAACAGCAUUCGAAACUUUCGUUGGUGCAUCAGACUUAAAACGUGCUCGUACUCCAGACAAAACUGAGGAGCCACUAGAGGCUGCGUCAGACGAUCAGUCGAGAAAUGUCAUUGUACAGCUCUCAGACUACAAGGAGAUGAUGAUGACUCUUGAAGGAGCAGAGUUGAUUGGGAGGCUUCGCGAAGUUGUAAAUAAGAAAUGGAGGUCUGGAAAGAACAUCAUUCUGGUUGGAACGACGGCCAUGAUAAAUGAUGAUGCAGAGCCAGCCCUUCUCAAAUCAGAAAUUCAGCGUUUGCAGUCAGAUAUCGGAGGCGGCCAGCAAAGGACAAUAUUCGUGCCUCCCGAACGAGGAGUAGGACAAGAUGCGGCGAUCAACAUUGAUGAGAAGACUCGCAUCAAAAGGAUCAACCUCAGGCAUAUCGAGGACAUGAUCCUGAAGCUCUCCGAAGGCACUCAACACCUUUCGCCAGCAGUCGUAGAUCUAGAGAAAGAUCUUGACACUGCCACGGUUUUCUCUGAAGGUCUUGAGGAUGCUGUUUUCACGUAUGCCAGGGUCCACAGGAUUGCCAUUACCAUUCUAGGGCUCGAAGCUUACUUGAGCAAAGUUGAUGGGCCUAUAUUGUCCAAAGCCCUGAAAGUUCUUUCGGCCAGUGACGAAGUCAAAUUUGCUUGGGGGCAAGAAGAAUUGAAGGAAGAAGACGCACAGGUGGAGGAAGUGCUGACCGAUAUUGAUGCAGCACAAAAGAAAGCCAAGGAUAGGCUCAAGGAGAUUUCAAAGAAAUGCAACCGACAGGAGAAGAAGUUACUCAGUGGUGUUGUCCUUCCCAAUGAUAUCAAAACCACUUGGGAUGAUAUACGCGCCCCAAAAGAGACCAUCGAAGCCACGAAGACACUGACCACCCUGUCCUUGAUUCGACCUGAAGCCUUCACUUACGGCGUGUUAGCCACAGACAAAAUUCCGGGUCUUUUACUGUAUGGACCCCCUGGGACCGGGAAGACUCUCCUCGCAAAGGCCGUUGCAAAAGAGAGUGGGGCAACAGUGCUGGAAGUUAGUGGAGCUGACUUGAACGACAUGUUCGUUGGUGAAGGGGAAAAGAACGUGAAGGCCGUGUUCAGCUUGGCGAAGAAGCUUUCCGCAGACCGACCUUGCGUCGUAUUUAUUGACGAGGCUGAUGCUAUUUUUACUGCCCGAGGCGAGACUAAAAGAACAGCCCAUAGGGAGCUGAUUAAUCAGUUUUUACGGGAGUGGGAUGGAAUGAAUAAUCUCUCAGCUUUUAUAAUGGUAGCCACCAAUCGACCCUUCGAUUUGGACGAAGCUGUCCUCCGCCGCCUCCCGAGGCGCCUGCUUUUAGACCUUCCGGUGGAGGCAGACAGAGAAGCAAUCCUCAAGAUCCACCUCAAAUCAGAGAUCCUCGAUGAAUCAGUCUCCCUCUCCCAGCUCGCAAAAGACACCACUUUUUACUCUGGAUCCGAUCUGAAGAACCUCUCCGUCGCAGCAGCUUUAGCAUGCAUCCGAGAAGAGAACGAAGUAGCAGCCAAGCACGCUAGCGACGAACCUUACGUCUACCCCGAGAAGCGAAUCCUUACGAAAGCUCAUUUCGACAAAGCAAUGGAGGAGAUCAGUGCCAGUAUCAGUGAGGAUAUGAGCACGUUGACCGCGAUCAGAAAAUUUGAUGAGAAAUAUGGUGAUAGAAAAGGAAGGAGGAAAAAAGCUGCAGCGUUGGGCUUUGGAGGCACUACGAUCGUGGAGAAGGAUUCAGAGUCUGCGCGGGUGAGGAAAAUGGAGGCUUGAUGGUUGGUGCAAGACCUUGCAUAACGCCUUCACGUCAGCUUGCUGUACCUUGUAUAAUUUGAAUGUAACAGUAGAUAGAGCUCAAAAUAGACUUGAUAAUUGGAGAGCGUACGAGCUUGCCUCUCGC